GAACCAACUCGUGCAUCUUUCCUGCCAUUUUUUCUCUCUCUAAAAAAUACACCUAAGAGAGAGAGAGACGGAGAGAUAAAAGCUAAAACCCUCUCUCUCUCUCUAUAUUUAUCUAUCUAUCUCCUCUCACAGCUUCUGUCGCAGUCUUCCCCCUCGGUCUCACUAGGGUUCUGGGCUCCGACUCCAUGGCCGCACCUUUACCGUUCCUCUAACCCUCCGGCGUAAUGCCUACAGUCGAUUCAUCCGUCGACGCUGCCCAUCAUCGCCUCUCUUCGAAGCGCAAGCUCGACGAUUAUGGCCCACCUGAUGACGACGCCUCCUCCGACCUAGUAUCCGUCAGGAUGCGAAAGGACUGCUCCCCCGCCGCCGUAAAUUCUUCCAACCAUGCUCCUGAUCAAGUCCCCAGAGUUAGGGUUUCUGACGCCCGAUCGGCCGAGUUGAGCCUGCCGGGUUCAAGACUCCAGUUCUUUGUGCGGAUGAUCUCCGAGGGCAACACCAUCGUAAUUCAGGCGAACCACACCGAUACGGUGAGGUCCCUGCACGAGCGGAUCCAGGAGAUUUCUGGAAUUCCGGUGAUCGAGCAGAGGCUGAUAUACCGGGGGAAGCAGCUCCAGUGGGAGCAGUCCUUGGCUGAGUGUUCCAUCCAGAACGAUGCUGGGCUCCAACUCGUGGGUCGGAUGCGGAGUACGGAGCAUCCGCUUGCGUGGCAGGCCAUAGACGACAUGGUUUCCACCAUCUGGCAGCUCAUGAGGGGCCAAGCCCCUUUGGGUAUGAGGUCCAUCAAGUGCAAGCUGCUUGAUUUCUUGAAGAUGACUCCCAGUAACGACAGUGAAUCCGCAGCCGGGCACCUUCAGAUUCUUCUUUCUUCCUCGGCUACAGCUGCUCUGGUAAUGCUUUACUUUUCUCCUAUAGUUCGUAAUAAAGAAGCGGCCGAUGAGGCAAUCCGGCACUUCCUUAAUUCCUGCGGCACUAUGUUACCGAAACCCAUACAUUCCCAGUGUGCGCCAAUAGUCUUAGAGUUUUGUAAGUUGUUAGGUACAAGUGGAAAUGACGACCCUUUGUACCUUUUGUGUCGAAGCACUCUUGGGUCGUUGGUGGAAAGUGUUGGCAUUUCACGGGUUGGCACAAAGUACUCUGAUCGAAGUAAAGGCACAUGUUCAGGUUCAGGGUUGAUUGUGUUUCGAGAGAUUUUGCCAUUUGUUAGAGAACUAGCAAAUCGGUUGUUGAGAGAUUUGGCAUCAAGUAUGGACUCGACCACAAGCUUUGGGCCAUUGGUGGCUGAUGUUCGGGAUUUUGCAGCGUUCCUGUUGCCCCUCCGGGGAGCAAUUGUUGAGCAGGUGGGGUUUCUAGGCCGCCCUGUUUCACUGCCGCUGCACGAGAGUGCAUAUGAGCAUCCUUGUUAUGGGGAGGAGGUUGAGUUUCUCCAUGUGAUUUUCAGUGAUUUGUUGAAGAAGAUGGACCAGUGCUUGAAGAAAAUGGAGGAUUACUUGAGGAUCAAGAAAGCGGGAGAAGGUGAAAAUGUGGGGCCAGGAUGUUUACAUUAUCUUGCAAUUUUGAAGGAGCUAAAUGGCAUAUCAAGACUCUAUGAAGGUGCUGAAGAACAGUUUUGGGAUAUGUUGAGGCUUAGAAAGGCAUCGAUUUGUGCUCUUGUCAUGAAAUAUGCAAAUAGAAGUGAUGAUAAUAAAUGGAUCCUCGAGCAUAAAGAGGUGACUGAUUUUGAAGCUAGGAAACAUUUGGUGAUGCUGCUGCUACCUGAGGUGAAAGAAGAGUAUGAAGAGCUGCAUGAGAUGCUCAUUGACAGGUCGCAAAUAUUGGCAGAAUCAUUUGAGUACAUAGCGCAUGCAGAGCCUGAGGCAUUGCAUGGUGGGCUAUUUAUGGAAUUCAAGAACGAGGAAGCUACAGGUCCUGGUGUGUUACGGGAGUGGUUUUUCUUAGUAUGCCAGGAAAUUUUCAAUCGGGAAAAUGCUCUUUUUGUUGCUUGCCCAAAUGAUCAAAGAAGAUUCUAUCCAAAUCCUGCAUCUAAAGUGGAUCCCUUGCACCUCGAGUAUUUCAACUUUUCAGGUCGUGUGAUUGCUUUAGCCUUGAUGCAUAAAGUGCAAGUGGGUGUAGUCUUUGAUCGUGUGUUUUUCCUGCAACUGCGUGGAAGCUAUGUUUAUUUGGAGGACAUACAGGAUGCAGAUCCAGAAUUAUACAGUAGUUGCAAGAAAAUUUUGGAGAUGGACACUGAGUUCAUAGAUUCAGAUGAGUUAGGACUAACAUUUGUUACAGAGGUUGAGGAGUUAGGAUCCAGGAAAAUUGUGGAACUUUGUCCAGGAGGGAAAAACAUGAGCGUAAAUAGCAGGAACCGAAAGGAAUAUGUUGAUCUUCUUAUUCAGCAUCGCUUUGUCACAUCUACCACAGAACAGGUGUGUCAUUUUGCACAUGGUUUUGCUGAUAUUUUAUGUAACUCAAGGCUCCAGAGGUUCUUUUUCCAAAGCUUAGAGCUUGAAGAUCUUGAUUCAAUGCUGUAUGGAAGUGAAAGUGAAAUUAAUGUGAAGGAUUGGAAGGCUCAUACUGAGUACAAUGGCUACAAGAAAACUGAUCCACAGAUAUUGUGGUUCUGGCAGAUUGUAGGCAAAAUGACUACAGAGCAGAAAAAGGUUCUUCUCUUCUUUUGGACCUCUGUCAAGUAUCUACCAGUAGACGGUUUCCGUGGUCUGGCUUCCAGGCUUUACAUAUACAAGUCUACAGAGUCCUAUGAUCGCUUGCCUUCCUCUCACACAUGCUUCUACCGUCUGUGUUUCCCGCCAUACCCAUCCAAGGCUGUGAUGCGGGAUCGCCUUCGCAUCAUCACCCAAGAGCACGUUGGAUGCAGCUUUGGUACCUGGUGAACUUGGGACGAAGGAUGGGUUUUUGACUGCACAUAAAGAUUGUACUCAAGCUUUGUACAGAUUAUAGGAUAAUCUUAUCGAUCUGUUUAUUAAUAGCUUUUAAUAUUAAGGUAUUGAAAAGUUCCCAUGUCUCUAUGAAUGUUGUAGUCCCAUGCCUCCCCCUUUGUUCUUUUUUAUUUUUACCCUUUUUUUCCCCAACUGUUUAUAUAGAUAUAGGAUAAAUAAGAAGUUUGAGGGGGAUAAGGAAGAAACUUUUCCUGCUUUAAUGGACUUUUCCCUUUGGGGGAUAAAGCUGUUGCAUUUAGUAAAUUUCUCGAAGCACAUGAUGAGAGUUAUUUAUAUAAUUUGAUUCUCUCUC
Molecule: messenger RNA, 3228 nt
Organism: Malania oleifera
Lineage: Eukaryota; Viridiplantae; Streptophyta; Magnoliopsida; Santalales; Ximeniaceae
Product: E3 ubiquitin-protein ligase UPL5
Exons: 3
Coding region: 225-2870 (881 amino acids)
Biological process (GO): positive regulation of protein catabolic process; protein polyubiquitination; proteasome-mediated ubiquitin-dependent protein catabolic process
Molecular function (GO): ubiquitin-protein transferase activity; protein binding
Source: RefSeq, a predicted model, not a curated record